GCCCAGCAUAGAAUAAAAGCAUAUAUAAGGGUUGGUGAAAGUGAUAGUGCACCACCAGAAACUAAAAUUAAUGCAGAAUAUGAAAGAUUAUGUGCUAUUAUUGUACAAUAUCCACUAGAUGAUGUUUGGAAUGUAAAUGAGACAG
Molecule: messenger RNA, 145 nt
Organism: Racocetra persica
Lineage: Eukaryota; Fungi; Glomeromycota; Glomeromycetes; Diversisporales; Gigasporaceae
Source: the annotation of a GenBank genome assembly